Messenger RNA from Notothenia coriiceps (black rockcod), 2252 nucleotides. Its product is annotated as transmembrane 6 superfamily member 1-like. Gene Ontology annotation, biological process: lipid homeostasis; regulation of lipid metabolic process. Gene Ontology annotation, cellular component: endoplasmic reticulum membrane; endoplasmic reticulum-Golgi intermediate compartment membrane. NCBI's taxonomy places the organism in Eukaryota, Metazoa, Chordata, Actinopteri, Perciformes, Nototheniidae. The transcript has 11 exons. The coding region runs from base 1 to 1056 and encodes 351 amino acids. The record is from RefSeq and is a predicted model, not a curated record.
AUGGAGACCUUUGUAUUUCUAUUUUCAUUUUCUGCCCUCGGCAUUCUCUAUGCCAUGAACAGCAUUCCUGCAUUUCAAGAGCCUUAUGUGAUCUUGGAGAUUGGCGUUGCUGUAUUGGUGGUUGUGUUUCUAUUCUACUUCCUCAUCACGCGUGGCAACCCCCCUAAAGAUGUCCUAUUCUUUGUUUUUGCUGUAUUUUCCUUUACUUGUGUCAUUGACCUGGUGAGUGCCUUGGAAUAUGACGGAUUUAUCUCCGGCUUUAUGACAUUCUACCAAAAGACAGGAGAGCCUUACCUGGGGACACCCUAUGCCAUCAUGAUGUGUUAUUGGGAUGGAAUAGUGCACUUUAUCAUGUAUCUGGUGAUGAUCAGCAGGAUAACAGACAGGAAAGGCUACCGAUCCCUGGGUUUGAUCUGGGCUGGCUCUCUGUGUGCCAACAUGAGUGUGUUCAUCGCCGGUAUAGUGGCAGGUAAAUAUGGGUCAGAGAUCCGUCCAGCUUUCUGGAUCAACUUUCUUUUCCUCCUGAUGCCUGUGUGGGGAGCCAUUACACUAUUCACACGGCCCAAGGACAGACCACUAAUUGGUGGAUACAAUAGCCUGGAUGAGCUGGACGAUGAUGACGCCGUGGAGAAGAACAGGAAGGAGGAGGAGGAGCUGGUUCAGGCCAACACUUUCCAGAACGAGGCCAUGGCGGCUGACCCCGCCACCGGACACUUAAUGGAAACCUCCAGAUCUGGGAGCGGCCGCCACAAGAGCUCUCCAGGGCCGGGUUCUGAGGAGGAGGCGGGGGGGAACAGCAGACAGCGACACAACCGUCACACCAGAGAUGAGACUUUAGUGAAGAGGAUGGAGGAGCUGGAGGCGGAGCUGGUCAGAGAGCGCCAGGAGAACGAGCGGCUGCUGAAGGCUCACGAGGACAAAGACGACCUCAUCGGGAAGCUGAAGGAGGAAAUCGACCUGCUGAACAGAGACCUGGAUGACAUCGAGGAUGAGAACGAGCAGCUGAAAGAGGAGAACAAGACUCUGCUGAAGGUGGUGGGUCAGCUGACGAGGUAGAGACCACCCCCCUGAAGAUCUGCUUCCUCCUGACCCCCUGCAGCAUGUCCUUAAAUCAGUUUGAUUCUGUCUCUGUGUGUAAGAGGUGAAACUGUAAAGUAGAGGAGCCUCACAGUGUACAUCCCCCCGAGGAGGAUUUAUCCCAUUGGUGGUGAAGGCUGAGUGAACUAGAGGCAGUCUCACGGGAGGCAGUCUCACGGGAUUGAUUGUCAUCGUAUACAUAUUUAAUGUAAAUGUAUUGUAUAUAGGCCAUUUAGAUAGUUCAUUUUGGGGGGAUAUGUGUUGAUAAGGUCUAUAAAAGCAAAGGUAAAAUGAAUGUAUGUGCUCAAAAACAAGUACACAAAGUCUUUUGAAACUUGUAUAACGGUUUAAUGAAAAAGCUUCGGUAAUCACAGCCGUCACCCAGGUAACAUGAAAUCUCCAGUGUUAUUUCAGUUAAGAGCAGUUUUAUCAGUGUAACAAUGGAGCUUCUUUUGAGGACCAAAUUCAACAUCAAUACUACUGUACCGUCAGCCAAAGUCUCGCAAUACAUAUCAGGGUAUUCUGACAUUUCUAUCCAAAAUUUUUUUUGAAAGCCUGGUGCUAUCUAAUUGAACAUGAGUGCUAGAGUUACUUCCAUCCAAUCAUUUCUCGUUAGACUAAAUUCCAAUUUCGAAAUCUACAAAUGAAGAAAAUUGUAUUAAAAAAAUCAUUCCAGUUUUAACGUUACCAAGACUUUAUAUGAAUCAUGUGCUUUGCGCAUUUCAUUCCUAACAUCUGAGUAUUAUACUUGUCCUGGGGGUGUGAGCCUUCUCGGUGUGUGGAAUCUUUUUUUAAAGCUCUCUGUAAUUGGUUUACAAGUUAUGUCUUUGCAAUAUUUGAUAGGCUGCUCUGUUUAUGGCAUCUAAGAUGUGCAUUUUUGUGUGUAUGAUAACCAAAUGAACUGAAGGAACAUACUAUUUGAAAUGCAUCUCUUUUUGUUUACUCAAGGGAACAGGCUUGGCUGGUCGUGGCAUUUAACUUUCUGUAUUUAGAUCCUUUUUAUUCCACGGAGGAGCAAAUAAUCUGUAGGUUUUAGAAGGCUCUGCUUCCACAAAUAUCACGUGUUUUGGGGGUAGACGCAAUCCCCUCCGCAGACAGUCAUCACAGAUCUCUUUCCAUGGCAUUAUGCAUGUACAGAAGAUUAAGUCAUUUAAUAAAAGUUUGAUUAUCUCUCA